AUGGUGAGCGCGAGAGAAAGGGAGGGACGACGCGCUGGGGCGCACGCGAGAGGGAUGCCCGCGCGCGGGUCGGGCUCGGAGCGUCGACCGCGCGCGAUCUCCGAGAGCGAGAUGUUCCCGUCGAUCGAUGAAGACCCGAUGGACGCGGAUAGAGAUGGUGAUGGAGUUGGACGGUCGAGAGAGGGGGCGUGCCGGAGCGGGAGAACGCCACUGCCGCAGUUGGCGGCGCAAUUGGAGCGCGCGGUGCUCGCGUCGUUCGCCGAGGUGCUGCAGACGGAGUGCGAGGUGGAUUUCGAUAGCGGAUCGUGGGAUGAGUGCACAGGAGAGGUGACGGAGGCUUUAGGACGGGUGAUGGUGUGCGCGUCCGCGGCGGAGGUCGCCGGAAGGUUUAGUAGUCGUCUGAAAAGUAAGGAGCUGAAGCGUUUGAGAGACGCGCUGUGGGAUUUGCGCGUCAAGCUCGAAUCGACGUGCGAUCAGCUCGGCGGAUGCUCGGUGACGAUUCGACACCGCUUCGAAGCGUUGAGAAGCGCAUCGCUGGACGUCGUGCAUGAGAAACGACGCGCUCCGAACGCACCUAGCGGGGCGGCGAUCCCGAAUUUGCAAGUCGUCCCGGAAAUCGACAACGAAUCGAGGACGGCGUUCUAUCGAGGUGGACAACCCACUGCUGAAGGGCGCGCUUGGCUCGUUCGCAAUAACUUCAAGACUGUGAUCGAUCUGAGAGGGUCCGAUAGAGAUAACCAGUGGCUCCAGGCGUUCGGUGGUGGGUCCGGACAAGGGACGUACGGCCCAAGUGCGCUGAACAUCGUCCACAUUCCGAUUCACGACAUGGAGCCGCCGACGGAUGAGGAUGUCGAUAGAUUUAUCGAGGCCGUGAACAACGAGAGCAUGAGACCUGUACUGGUGCACUGCAAGGCUGGCAUCGGGCGCACCGGCGCUCUCGUCGCGUGCUGGAGAGUUCACCAAGGGAUGGAUGUAGACGAGGCGCUGUCCCAGGAAAACCUUGUGUGCGAUUUCGGCUCCAUCGCCCAAGAGGCGUACGUCCGACAAUACGCGGCCAGACUCAAGAAUAAAUCGUUCGAUAGCGAGCAUUUCAUCGGAAACUACGAGACCAAGGAGGCUGAAGCUGUUUUGGGCGAACACAGCUCGCUACAAGAUGCCCCAGACAUGUAUAUAAUUCGCACCGACGGUUUUUCGUGCACUCGUGAGCUCGUCGAAAAGCGCGAACUCAAAAUUUCGCAUCCGAGCACGCAGCAGCUAAUUCUGGUGUGGCGUCAGCAACCAAGGCGAGUUUUUAUCAUUAAGAAGAUCGGUCACGGACUCCUUCCGGAGCUCAUCGAGGUCGCUCACGCGAUGAUGACAAUGGGGAUCAGGAUCGUUCUCGAUGAGGACACCAUGGACGAGCUCGAGACCGCAGACAUCGGAGAAGACAGUAUCCAUCGCGCGUCAGUUCAAAGAAGUGCCGAGCGCGUGCGCAAGGUGGACGGACAGAUCCCUCAGGAAGAGUGGGGGACGAUCGACAUCGUUGUCUGUCUUGGCGGCGACGGGGUUAUCCUAUACGCCAGUAAGCUAUUCCAGGGUCCAGUCCCACCACUCCUCGGGUUCCACUUCGGUUCUCUCGGAUUCUUGACGAACCACCCGAGUGACGAGAUGGCUGCGAGUCUCCUUCAAUCGAUCGGUCGGGGUAAAUCGGUGGCAAACAUCCAGGGCGGCGUUCCCAUCACGCUUCGAAUGCGACUGGAGUGCACGCUCGUCAAGGCCAAGGACACAAAGCGUGCCGGUGGUACGGGUCAGGCCACAAAAACAGUGACAGUUUUGAACGAGCUCCUUGUUGAUCGCGGUCCGAGUCCGUAUUUAUCGCAUAUCGAGGCGUACGAUCGAGGCGAGCUCAUCACGACGAUUCAAGCUGACGGAGUAAUUGUCGCCACGGCUACUGGAUCGACAGCCUACAGCGUCUCAGCCGGCGGAUCCAUGGUUCAUCCGAACGUUCCAGCGAUAUUGAUGACUCCCAUUUGCCCACACACGCUUUCGUUCCGACCGGUGGUGUUCCCUGACAGCGUCGAGCUUGAGCUGAGAGUGGCGUCGGAUGCUCGAUGCUCUGCCUGGGUCUCCUUUGACGGCCGGGAUCGAUGUGAGCUCGAGAGCGGGGACUCUGUCUUCGUCCGCAUGAGCGAGUAUCCUAUUCCCACCAUAAACUACGCCGAUCAGACCGGUGAUUUCAUCUCGUCCCUUCGAAGAUGUCUCCGAUGGAACGAGCGCGACAUCCAACACGGCUUUGACACGUCGCAAAAGGAGGCACUACGCAAGAUCUCAGAGUCAUCUUCGUAG
Molecule: messenger RNA, 2325 nt
Organism: Ostreococcus tauri
Lineage: Eukaryota; Viridiplantae; Chlorophyta; Mamiellophyceae; Mamiellales; Bathycoccaceae
Product: Protein-tyrosine/Dual specificity phosphatase
Exons: 1
Coding region: 1-2325 (774 amino acids)
Biological process (GO): NAD+ metabolic process; NADP+ biosynthetic process; protein dephosphorylation
Molecular function (GO): NAD+ kinase activity; protein tyrosine phosphatase activity
Source: RefSeq, a predicted model, not a curated record